This is a messenger RNA of Pipistrellus nathusii (Nathusius's pipistrelle), 390 nucleotides long. NCBI's taxonomy places the organism in Eukaryota, Metazoa, Chordata, Mammalia, Chiroptera, Vespertilionidae. The record is from the annotation of a GenBank genome assembly.
AUGAGCGGCGGGAGGCGGAAGGAGGAGCCGCCUCAGCCGCAGCUGGCCAACGGCGCCCUCAAAGUCUCUGUGUGGAGCAAGGUGCUGCGAAGCGACGCGGCCUGGGAGGACAAGGAUGAAUUUUUAGAUGUGAUCUACUGGUUCCGACAGAUUAUCGCUGUGGUUCUGGGUGUCAUUUGGGGAGUGUUGCCAUUGCGAGGUUUCUUGGGAAUAGCAGGGUUCUGCCUGAUCAAUGCAGGAGUCCUGUACCUCUACUUCAGCAACUACCUACAGAUAGAUGAAGAAGAAUAUGGUGGCACAUGGGAACUCACGAAAGAAGGGUUUAUGACAUCUUUUGCCUUGUUCAUGGUCAUCUGGAUUAUCUUUUACACUGCCAUCCACUAUGACUGA